Messenger RNA from Capsella rubella, 2623 nucleotides. RefSeq names its product probable protein phosphatase 2C 62. The transcript has 9 exons. NCBI's taxonomy places the organism in Eukaryota, Viridiplantae, Streptophyta, Magnoliopsida, Brassicales, Brassicaceae. The record is from RefSeq and is a predicted model, not a curated record. Bases 100 to 2541 code for a protein of 813 amino acids.
CCACCGGUUUUAACGUCACCCAAUUAUCAUCUUCAAGUGCUCGCUCCAUCGCCUAAACCACCUGUGACACUGUUGUUACAGACUUCAAUGUUUUAAGUUAUGGCGGAUCACAAGAUAUUUUCUCUCCAAGCUCCUACUUUUCUGAUUUUUCCUUCUUCUCUUCACCGUCCAUGGGGUUUCUUUCAGAGAUUUCCGGGUGGAGUUAGAUUCUCGGUUUCCGAGUUCCGAUUGUCCUCUCAGCUACAAUUGGCUAAUUCCAUUUCACCUUCACAGUCUUCAGCUUCCUCUUCUUCUCCAUGUCCACCGAAGAAUUCUGCUCCGGAGAAGUUCGAUCUCGUGUCCAGCACUCAGCUUAAAGAUGGAAGCCAUGUCUUUCGGUUCGGGGAUGCAAGUGAAAUUGAGAAAUAUCUGGAGGCUGAAGAAAAAGCUAGAUGCGUAGAAGUAGAGAAGAAGCAACAUGCUAGGAUAGCAGAAGAAGCCAGUGAAGUUUCAAGGAAACAAGGGGUUAAAGAUCUCGAUCGUGUUUCUGAAUUGAAGGAAAAAUCUGAUGCGAAGAAGUUUUUAGUCAAUUCUGAUACCGAAACAAGUUUUGAGAAAGAGGAAAGAGCUGCUCCUUCCAAUCUUAGCAAUGUCAUCAAAAUUAAGGAUCGUAAACGGGCUCGUGCUCCUACUAAGAAAAAGAAAGAAACUUCAACGACGGUGAACAUAUCACGGACGGAAGGCAAAGUUGAGGCCAAAACUGUUAAUGUGUCCAAUCUAAGCUCCAUAGUUACUGUAGCAGAAGCUAUUCCUACUAGCUCUACUCAAGAAAAUGUUGUUGUUUCUGAUAAAUCUGAGCCAGUUAAUGUGAAUGAAAUCACGGUUGAGUCAUAUAAGGUAGAGCCUCUUUCUUCUGAAGUCAUGGAGGAAGUUUCAGUCAAUAAAAUAGGAGAUCAUGAGACAAAUGGUUGUCGACAAACCUCUGAUACUUGUACGGAGGUUCAAGCAAGAGCGAGAUCAUCUACUUCACAACAUAGCUCACAGUCCAAUGAUCUUGAGGAAGUUGCGCCUGUAUCCACCAUCAAAAUUGAUGACAAUUUGGCUGUGAGGGAAAAGCCUGAGAAAACUAUUCAAGCUGAGGUGAAUCCUGUAGUUGAACCAACAGCUACAGCUGCUGUGCUUCCAGAUGAACUCAUUUCAACUUCAGAAGCAACACAUUGCCAUAAUGAUGAUAUCGCUCAAAAGCCUGUAGUUUAUACGUCUGAAGAAAACCCUAUGAAAUCUUUUGAAGCUGAGGAGAAUAUUUUAGUUGAAUCUGGCUCACAGUCCCAUGAUCUUGAGAAAGUUGCGCCUGCAUCCACCAUCGAAAUUGAUGACAAUAUGGUUGUGAGGGAAAAGCCUGAGAAAACUAUUAAAGCUGAGGAGAAUCUUGUAGUUGAACCAACCGCUACAGCCGCUGUGCUCACAGUCCCAUGCAGCGUUGAUGACAUCGCUCAAAAGCCUGUAAUUGAUACGUCUGAGGAAAACCCUAUGAAAACUUUUGAAGCUGAGGAAAAUAUUGUAGUUGAACCAGAAGCAACACAUCUCAGCGCUGAGAAGCAUGUAGUCGAUACAUCUGAGGUGGAAAAUGAUGGCGAAAAUGUGGCUUCAACCUUAGGAGAUGAAAUAAAUUUGAGUGACACAAUAACUGAUAAUGAUGACAUAUCUAAAACUGCCGAUGAUACAAAAGGGGAAGAUCUCCAACUUCCUGCACCAGAAACGGCCAUUCUUGAACCCAUUGCAGUGGCUUCUGGCAGGGAAGAAGUUGUUUCCAAAGCAUUUUACGUGGACUCUGGUUUGGCUUCACUCCAAAGCCCCUUUAAGGCAUUGGCAGGUCGGGAAGAUGCUUAUUUUAUCUUUCACCACAACUGGAUAGGUAUUGCUGAUGGAGUCUCUCAGUGGUCAUUUGAAGGAAUUAAUAAGGGAAUGUAUUCUCAAGAACUCAUGAGCAAUUGUCAGAAGAUUAUUUCUGAUGAAACUGCUAAGAUAAUUGAUCCAGUUCAAGUUCUUCAUAGAGGUGUCAAUGAGACUAAGUCCUCUGGAUCAUCGACAGCCUUAAUUGCUCAUCUUGACAAUAAUGAACUCCACAUUGCCAAUAUCGGAGAUACAGGAUUCAUGGUCAUUAGGGACGGCACAGUAUAUCAGAAGUCGUCUCCAAUGUUUCAUCAUUUUUGUUUUCCCUUGCAAAUUACGCAAGGCUGUGAUGUCCUAAAACUAGCAGAGGUUUACCAUGUGAACCUGGAAGAGGGCGAUGUUGUCAUAGCAGCAACUGAUGGACUCUUUGACAAUUUAUACGAGAAAGAAAUAGUUUCAAUAGUUUGCAGAUCGCUGGAUCAGAAUUUGGAACCUCAGAAAAUAGCAGAAUUGGUGGCUGCAAAGGCACAAGAGGUGGGAGGAUCAGAAACAGAGAGAACGCCGUUUGCAGACGCAGCUAAAGAAGAAGGAUAUGAUGGACACAAAGGUGGUAAACUUGAUGCUGUUACUGUGAUCGUUUCAUUUGUGAAAAAAAAUGUUUCUACUUAAAUAUGCAUCCUCCUCAGCGACUCUAAGAUGUAAAUAAUGAAGAAAUACAGAGACAACAACAUUCUAGUUUUUUCAUUUUUUA